Talaromyces stipitatus ATCC 10500 is the source of this 1302-nucleotide messenger RNA. RefSeq lists its product as uncharacterized. Lineage: Eukaryota; Fungi; Ascomycota; Eurotiomycetes; Eurotiales; Trichocomaceae. The record is from RefSeq and is a predicted model, not a curated record. Gene Ontology annotation, molecular function: nucleic acid binding. The transcript is spliced from 6 exons. Bases 1 to 1302 code for a protein of 433 amino acids. Gene Ontology annotation, biological process: DNA integration.
AUGGACCUUGCUGACUUCAGUGAGAUUCUAGAUGAACAGUUAGCUAGAGAUUUCAUCAAGGCAUCAGAAGAUAUUCUAUCUAAAUUUCACAAGACGUGGACCAAUAAGCUCAUGGAAUUCAACCUUGGCAUUGAAUCAAGUAUUCUACUUAAAGAACCUCAAUUCGACGAAGCUCUAAGGUCUGUUAAAGAAGAACUUCAGAAGAAAAAUAAGGAUAAGAAGAAAACUGGUUCUUCAACAGACACAAAGAAGAAUAGUGAGAACCAAGAAUCAGCAAAUUUGGUAUAUAAUUCAGACGAGUUUGUGGGAUUGCUCAAUGAUACAAAGCCACCGGUCCUACAGAGUGUGGUUAGCACUGUAUUAUCUGCCUCAGGCAGGAACGCUGACCUAUGGGACAAGACCUUAUAUGACACUGGAGCGACAGCCCACAUCACUAAUAAUCAAGAGCGACUAAUAAAUAUACAAUUGAAUAUACGAAUAAUUCAGACAGGAAAGAUAGAGAUUAAAAUGAUUUCCCACGACAAUCCUCUCAGCGAGCAAGCUCCGGGAGCAUGGAAUCAGAAGUGCGAAGUCUGCGAGCUCACAAAGGCGCAAAAGAAGAUUAGUAGGGUAUCAAUGACACCACCAACAAGACCCUUCCAAGUCCUAUUUGUUAAUAUUAUUGUCAUGAAUAUGGCAAUCAACAAGGACUUGUACGCCCUACAUGCAGUCGAUCUGUACACUAAGUUCCAUGCCCUAGUGACAACUCGUAUGAAGUCAGUAAACUUCGAUCUUGAAACAUUGAUUGAACAGAUUGAGCAUACCUUCAAGACAAAAGUCGAUGAGAUUCAUAUGGAUGGAGAGUCCUCGCUUAAUGGGAUCAGCUUCAAAGAAUAUUGUCAUAAGCAAAAAAUCAAGCUGAUAGUGACUGUGCCAUAUACACUAGAACAGAAUGGCCCUAGCGAGCGAGCCGGUGGAAUCAUCACUAUGAAAUCUCAAAGCCUAUCUAAGGUAUACGUUAAAAUCAACACCAAGAAAAGCGACAAAAUGGCUCUGCGUGCCCAAAUUGGAUUCUUAAAAUAUAACCCUGAUCAUCCAUUUGCAAAAGAAAUUGUCAAAGAGGGUAUAACUAAAUAUGUUGGCAAUAUCGAUAUACCGAAUAUUAACAAAGCAGACCCCAAUAUUGUAUUCGACUCAGUUGACGACGAUAUGAGGCUACAGCAAUUCUCUGUUAGCCUAGGAAAAACGAUGACAGGAGGUAGCACGUCACCUCAUGAGCAUGCGAAUAUUGAGCAGCCAACUCAGCCCUUGGAUAUGCUGUAG